Messenger RNA from Acaulospora morrowiae, 204 nucleotides. NCBI's taxonomy places the organism in Eukaryota, Fungi, Glomeromycota, Glomeromycetes, Diversisporales, Acaulosporaceae. The record is from the annotation of a GenBank genome assembly.
CCUGACGGCUUCUCGUCUCACAUGAAUUUUACAGAUGGAUCGCGCGUUCAUCAAAUUGCAAUCCCGUCGGCAAAGGUCCCAGAUUGUGUCGAGGUUAUUCAACAUUUGAGGAAAAAUGUUAUUCAUAUUGAUGUUAUCGAGAAACCAAACGUGCGGAAGGAGCAGUCGGGAGAAGGAAUGUAUGAAAAGGAAUUUUGUAGAUAG